AUGCCGUUCAACAGUGUGUUGUUAAUUUCGACGGCGACCAGAUCGGCGGAGCUGUGGCAGCGGCUGGCGUGUUUGCCGGAGCGGAUCAGCAGCGAUGAGAUGGUGGAUUUGGUAAUCUGUUUCCCUCUGCAGCAGCUCGGCCGUUGGGCUCUCUACGUCUGGACUUUCCUCUGCGUUUCUCCCUACCCCCACCGCCACCACUACGACGCCGCCUACAACAGCGAUGAUUCCGAUUACUACGACGACGACGACUCCGAUGGCGGCGGCGGCGCUUCGAAUCACGAUUAUCACUACUGCCUUUACUGCAACCAAAACAGUGGCGGUUACGGCUCUUCUUCCAAUUCUGAUUAG
This is a messenger RNA of Salvia miltiorrhiza (redroot sage), 351 nucleotides long. RefSeq lists its product as uncharacterized. Bases 1 to 351 code for a protein of 116 amino acids. The record is from RefSeq and is a predicted model, not a curated record. Lineage: Eukaryota; Viridiplantae; Streptophyta; Magnoliopsida; Lamiales; Lamiaceae. The transcript has a single exon.